AAAGGCUUAUUACCGUCUUAGUGCCCCAAACGCGGAACGAAACAAUGCACCCAUUCACACAGGCUUACCUGUCCUGUAUUUACCGCAGAUUAGGUGCUCAAAUUCAACGCCAGGCUUGGCUCCUCUGAAAACUGGGUCACUGCGCUGUAAAGAGUUUUCAGGGUAUAGAUUGCAAACUCAGUGCCCUGACAAGCUCCAGUCUGAUGAGUUCUUAUCUCUUAAUGAGUCUUACGUAACCAUAGGGAAUGUUUACAGCACAGUAAGACCAUGUUUAUUACAAAUUUAGAUUCCGUGCAGUAUUGACGAAGGCAGAAGCAAUGACCCACUUUCUUUUCACUUUGGGGGGUUGCUUGGUGGAGUAAAACUGCACAGCAAUGAUGCGAAUAUAUUGUAACUCUCACAAGUUUAUGUACUCAAACUUUUUGUGCAUCUCGUGUUUUGCACUAUGUUUGGAGGAUGUCAGAAUGGGGGCUGCACCAGGGACACUUUUUCAGCAGCUAAAUAAACAUUCUUUGCUAUUACAAAUGUGGGGGCCUACCCCGGGUGGCUGCUGAUUGGCCAAAACGCAGUUAAAAGGGUCCAUUGAGCCGAGUCGGAGGAAUUUAGGGUGUCCAUGCCAGUCUCCCGACAAGAAUUUGCAUGACUCUGGUAAACAGCUGACCACUGACUUUGCAGACACCUUCCCUCUGCUCUCUAGAACGUUCCUCUCUCUCUCUCUCUCUCUCUCUCUCUCUUUCUUUCUUUCUUUCUGGUCUGUCUCUAUUCCUCCAUCAUUUUGCGCUCUUUCUCACUGAACUGCUGUUGAACUUCUCCUGAGUUAAUCUCUUGCUCACCGUCCGGGGCUGAAGUUAAUUCUGCAGCAAUGAAGUGGCGGGUGAUGUUUGGCGCCUUGCUCAUGUCCCUGCUUGUCGUUCAGUUUGGACAUUGCCAAAACGAGGACAAGGAUGCAAAGAGCGCCACAGAGGAGAAACCUAAGGAAAAGGUCCAGACGGGGAAAGGAGCGGGGAAGAAAACCAAGACUUCCACGGCAAAACAAAAAAAGAAACAGCCAGCCCAGUCAUCUCAGGGGGCGUACCUCACCCAGGUGGUGAACAAGGGCAAGUUUCAAAGGGUGGGGGACACUCUGAGCGUGCCUGCUGGGGAGACGCUGGAGCUGCGCUGCAAAGGCGCCCCUGUCCAGUGGGCGGUGCCCUACUACCUGGAGGAGGAGGAUGCUGGGAGACUCAAAAUGGUUCAACAUGGUCGCUAUGGCACACUGAUUUUGGCAAACGCCACUGGAGCGGACACUGGCGAGUACACCUGCUACCCCAUGUACUGUGAGGACACAGACUGCCGGAAAGAGUACGACAAAGCUGUCAAGGUCUUCAUCUUUUUCCCAGACCCUCAGGAGCUUUUUGUCCCAUCUUCGGACUACUACGAGGUCAUCCAGCUGCGCACCAACUGGCCUACCGUCCUGCCCUGCCAGGUGACAAACCCCAAGGCCAAGGUGACUCUGCACCGGGAGUUCCCCCCUGAGGAGGUGAAGGUGGACGGCACAGAGAUCUCGUUCGACGUGAAACGGGGCUUCACCAUCCACCGGCCAAAGCAGUACCAUGCCGGCUCCCUUUCCUGCGAGGCCAGCCUGGGCAACCUCAGGCAGAGCUCAACCAAGUACAUGCUCAUCUAUGUCAACUACCCGUCAGCCCCUCCUGCCCCUGUUAUCCAGGCCUCUGCCAGCUCUGUGUCUGUGGGGUCAAAUCUCCAAGUCACGUGCAUUGUGGUGGGAGAACAGGAUGUUGUUGUGGAGUUUACCUGGGAGUAUCCAGGACAGCAGAUCGGUCGACCCCUCUACACCCAGGAUAGCGUGGAGGCAGCCAAUAACAUUGGCCGUCUACGGCAACGAUCCUUGUCCAUCAUCAUGGUGGAUGAGGUGAGGGACGUGGACCAGGGCACCUACACCUGCACUGCCCAAAACCUGGAGGGGUCACGUUCUGCCUCCACCACAGUGAAAGUGGUGCCCAAAGUCAAUGCCAAGCCCAGAAAGCCGUGAGGGAACGUGAGGAAAGAUGCGAUUAAACUUCACCUGAUUCUAGUAGCACUUUUCUACUGCUAAAGGAGUUACUUAGUGUUCAGCAUCCAUUUCGUGCUAAUGCACACUGUAUGCUGAGCUGCUAUCUAUUUAUAGGACCAAAUUUGGGAAGCACCAUGAAGCAUCAAAUGCAGAAUGCAUAGAGUUCAAAUGCAGAAUGCAUAGAGUUCAAAUUGUUUCUGAUUCUAUCGUAGAAUGCAUCCAUAUAAACUACAUGAAUAAAUCUAAUCAUCUCUGAUUAUUUAAGAUGGCUUAGCAGGGGAUCCAAUACCACCAUGCUUACCACAUACAGUAGGAGUGAAUUCAGAGUGUGUUAACGCCAAGUAGAUGCGUCUGUUUCCAAUCAUGGCAGAGAAGAGGCAGUGUUUUGUAUUUUUUUUAAAUGGCAUUGUGUCAAUUAUGUUGUCUUUAGAUGGGAAGGUGUAGUAGGAAUCCUCUAAAAAGGGUUUUGUUUUUUAUUUAAAAGAAAUGCAGGGGCUGCAUAAGAAUGUAUGAUUGUCUCAUGUUCUGUGAUUUUUACACGAUUAUAUCUUUUACGUCUUUCGUAAUAAAAUAUUCACAAACACAUA
Molecule: messenger RNA, 2637 nt
Organism: Clupea harengus (Atlantic herring)
Lineage: Eukaryota; Metazoa; Chordata; Actinopteri; Clupeiformes; Clupeidae
Product: platelet-derived growth factor receptor-like protein
Source: RefSeq, a predicted model, not a curated record